CCUGUGAUAUAAAUACAAAAGCAAAUUAAUGAAAAUUUGAUUUCGGAUACUGACAUUCAGCAAGUGACCUUCAAACAUAUUGCAAUUAUCAAAAUGCCGAACACAUGGAAUAUGGUACAAUAUUUUCUAUUUAAUUAAUUAAGUUAAUCUUUCUGCUGACUGACAACACCAACCUUAUUUGUUACCUACCAACAGGUAAGAUCUGUAUAUUUACUGGUCCAUUGACAAAUCUAUCAAAUUUUGUCCAGAUAUGUCUGGAUAAGUCUGGAUAUGUCUGGAUAUGCGAUCAUAACUUAAUUUCUAUUCCCAACAGAAUUUCCCUUGUCAUCUACUUAUCUACAUUUUGUAACAACCGAGUGGCAAUAUACAACUGAAACAUCUAGGUAUGUGUCACUAAUACAACUUGCCAUGAAUAACACAUUAAUUUAACAGACUUUUAUUGCGUCAAUUAUCUCUUUUAGAUCCCCUGAGAUUAUACCCACUCAGACUUUGGCAAAGUGUGCUCGUUUGGACCAAACUGACUCAGAAGAAGAGUUACCUGCUGUUGCAGGAUUUACGGGCUGCAAGGCUAGGGAUCAGGUAAGAAGAUGAUAGAGGUAUACUGUGAAUUCAGUCUACCCAUAUACACACUAGCACAUUAUAUGCUGACUUUGUGCUAACUACUUCUCACGCUACUUUGUAGAUUGAGUCAAUUGGCCUCACAACUGAUCUUGACAGUGGCAGCAAAGAAGAGGAGUCGCAGAAGGUAAAAGGAGUAAAGAUUCUGUAUGUGGCUAUUUACUACUUUUGUUUGGCAGUCUGAUAUGCAAACUACGUCAGACAUUGGGUAUGCGGAGGAGUCAGAUAAAAAAGAUUUUUAUAGGAUGGAGGCUGAAAAGAAAGCUGACCUGAAAGAGUUCAGGAGAAUUCGAGAAGAACAAGAUAGGGAGUAUGCUGAAAGUCUGCGUAGUGACCAGGAAAAGGAAAUGAUCAAACAGCGUGAAGCCAUAGAGGAACUGCACAGUCACCGUAUACGGCAUGCACUCAAGGCUUUGGUUGAGCCAGAACCAGAUGAGUCAGUAUACAAUGGAGUUUGUGUCAAGUUGCUACUUCCGGACUCUACCACACAGAAACGGAUUUUCACUAGCAGUUGCACACUUCAGGACUUGCUGAUAUGGGUGUGUAGCCGGGACUCUUUGGCUAACCCUACAAAAGUAGUUCUUAAAGACAGAUCAAGUCGUCCUCCAUCUCUAGUAUGCUUAGAUGAUGUCACUGCAGAGAUCAUUGACGUUUUCAAGGGAAGGACUGACAUUAAUCUUAUAGUGAUUGACUCAGAUGUUAACAGUGUUUCAGUGCCCAUUGGUAUUGGUACAUCAUCCAGCAAGCAACAGGUAGACUUGAUUCCAGACCCUGUCUCUCUAGAGGGGUUACUGUCGACUCUUCAGAAGGGCCUUAAAAAUGAGUCACAACGCUUCUCAGUACGACGAGAGUCUGUUCUUACCGACUGUUUACAAGCAAUGUGCAGGAAAUCAUUUGAUCCUCUAAAGCCAAUCCUGGUUGAAUUUGUGGGUGAAGAAGGUUACGACACUGGUGGCUUGCUGAGGGAACUAUGGCGCCUAAGUUUAUGGUCACUUUUCAAAGGCAGUAAUUUCUUUCAUGGUCUUCCUGAUGCAAAAAUACCUCUUCACAAUCUCCAUGCUCUACAACUCACCAAAGCUCGUACUCAUGGAAAGCGGACUCUCCCGGAUAGAAGAAUCGAAGCAGCGCUAACACAACGGAGAAAAAAGGAAACAUCAUUGAGACUGGAAGAUGUCACAUAGAGUUCCAGAUGAUUUGAAGGGAAAUGGUCAAUAUUCUUCAUUGAAGUAUGACACACAAUGUAGGAGAAACAAUUAUACAAGUUUACAAGAGACAAUGAUGCAUAUGCUGAAAUAUUGCACAUAUUUCUGUCUGUUGGAACCUAGCUGGAAGGAUGAGAAGUUUGAACAUGAACUAACAGCAUCAGUUGUUCAUCCACUGAGAAAUGUUGGUCCUUAUGUUCUUGUUGAAGCAGCUAUGCAAGACGAUGUGAUUACAAACUGGCCAUGACCUGUAGUUAGCGCAAAAGCUAGAAUAUCUUGAGCUACUUUAUGUAAUUAGAUUACUUUGCAAGUGUGCAUCAAUACUUAAUUGUAAGGGGAGACAUGUAAAUUGUUGAAACUCUCAAUGAUAUCGAAGUAGAUCUGUAAUCAUAGAGACCAUGCUGCAUGUGAACUUAAUUGGUACAAAUAUAAGUAGAAUGG
Messenger RNA from Corticium candelabrum, 2261 nucleotides. RefSeq lists its product as uncharacterized. The coding region runs from base 768 to 1799 and encodes 343 amino acids. Gene Ontology annotation, cellular component: endoplasmic reticulum. The transcript is spliced from 12 exons. The record is from RefSeq and is a predicted model, not a curated record. Gene Ontology annotation, molecular function: ubiquitin-protein transferase activity; ubiquitin binding. Lineage: Eukaryota; Metazoa; Porifera; Homoscleromorpha; Homosclerophorida; Plakinidae.